Messenger RNA from Capsaspora owczarzaki ATCC 30864, 1744 nucleotides. RefSeq lists its product as hypothetical. The record is from RefSeq and is a predicted model, not a curated record. The coding region runs from base 131 to 1387 and encodes 418 amino acids. NCBI's taxonomy places the organism in Eukaryota, Filasterea, Ministeriida, Capsasporidae. The transcript is spliced from 2 exons.
CAUUUUUUUCUGCUUGUUUGCCUUGGUGCACUGCCUUGGUUUUUUUUUUUCGCUCAGCAAGUCUCGAACGGCUUUAGAGACCGGGGUGGGCCAUUUCUCUUUGUCUGCUUUCUCUGCUUUUUUUCCAAAAAUGGCAGAUCUCAACCUUUCCCGCCCUCAAGUCAACGCCGCAACAGGCGACCAACAGCAACAGCUUCAUGGUGCCGUCCGACCUGCCUCGCCCACUCAAGACCGCCAACCUGAUGACAUUCAACGACCUCGCCUGGAGGGUCAUCAGGCGGCUUCUAACGAGCAGCAACGCUUGCAAGCUACGACAGGCGCUGAUCUCGCAGCGACUCGCCACCAAGCCCCAGCCCUUCAAGCCUCGACCAACCACGACCAGCUUGUCAGAUUUUGGCAAGCUCUUCACGCCGGCCAAGUGACCGAGCAGGUCUUUCGACGGGAUCCUGAUGCCAACGAGGUGGACGACCCGCCUCAAGCCCAAGUAACGAGGUUCUUGACUCUGCCUGACGGCGUGUUCUGGCUUGGGAACUCCACACUGGGAUCAGUGCUCAUGGUCCGCAGCUGCUACGAUGGACUUUUCGAUGCAAUCAUCAACCCGCCGGCGAAUCCUGAACCACAUCCAUUUUGGAUGGAUCCUCGGGUCCGCCCAACUUGGGUUGUCACUGGGAAUCCAGGCAUCGGCAAGACGUUCUUUCUGGCCUACUUUGUGUAUCGCUUGUUUCUGCAGCAUCCUCAGCUGGCGGUGGUUUACGAGCCUGCUCAACCGAUACCCGCCGUUCGCUACGUGCUGCAGCCUGACCAGUCUGUGACCCAAGACAGAAUUUCGUUCGACAGCUUUUCCAGCCGUCUUCUUUGGGCUCCGAAUCCCGAGACUUGGUACCUCGUCGAUGGCAGUUCUGGCCAUAGCUCCAAUGUUAACACGCUACUCGUCACGUCGCCACGCGGCGGCUUGGGCAAGCUGCUCGAAAAGAACGCCAACCCCAUGAUGUUCAUGCCAGUGUGGUCGUGGGACGAGCUUGUUGCAUGCCUCCGCCAGCAGAACGCAGCUGAAGAGAGACUGCAAGCUGCCGAGGAGCGGUAUUAUCGUUGGGGCGGCAUCGCGCGUCAUGUGUUCGAUGAUGAGCUGUCUCUGUCUGAGUCCGAAAGACGUUUGAACGCGGCGAUUAGCAAUCGCACGAUCGCCUCUUUUCGCGACCUGGAUCUGUUUACUGUUGAGCCAGAUCUAUCGCACGGAAUCUUUCACAUCGAGGUCCUACCCGACGGCAACCCUUUCCAACGCACCAAGAUAACGUUUGCAUCGAGAUGGGUGGCAGGUCAAGUUCUCAAACGUGCGCUUGCCACUGAACGCGGCGAGCUCAUGAACUUUUUGAGGGGUUCAUUCUGACCAUCCCGCCGCUCGCCCUCCUUCCGCGAGCCUGGCGCGAGUGUAUCUCAGUCUCCAGGAUUAUUGCUUUCUGCCAUCCUCUGGCAACCAUCCGGCCAUCGACGCCAGCGUCUCACCGAAGACGUUCUUCCAGAUGACGACCACCCUGUCAAAGCGCAACGAUUGAGUAACGCCAUUGCUCAUUAGCCCUCAGUUGUGCUUUAUGGUGCCCUUUGAACUCUUCCGCGGUUUUAAGGCGCAGUCAUCUUCGACUCCUUUGAAUGUACGGAUAGUCGUGCCAUUUGCACUCUGCAUCUCUUUCACAUCGCCGUUUCUGCAUUUUCUGCCAUAUCAAAUAAAGCGUGUUUGUCAACGAGA